AUGUCCGGGGGUUUGGUGAAGAAGCUGUUGGAUCCGCUGCAAUGGUCCAGUCAACUCCCCCGCGGAUCAACGCGCCGUCAUGGCUAUCACCGUUCGCAAGGAUGGCGUCCGAUUUCCCUCCGUCCGUUUUACCUCCUCUUCGUCGCCGUUUUGAUGUUCGUCAUUUUCCUGGCUAUCGAGAUCCUGCGCCGAUAUAGUGAGUGGAAUGGGGGUUUGAUCUACUUCAAGGAUACCGCCAGCGUGUCGCAUAUUCAGUCAUUCGCAUACAACUACGUCCCAAUAAUCGUUGCCCUCGUGCUCGUCACCUUUUGGAGCUUCGUCGAAUUCGAUGUCUUGCGUCUCGAACCGUAUUUUCAGCUUUCCCGACCCGAAGGUGCCCCGGCCACUGUCCUGUUCAUCAACUACAACUUUGGUCAAUCGGUUAUCACUCCCAUCACAUCCGCGCGGAGAGGUCAUUGGGUGGUUCUAUGUGUGUCGGUCUUUACGAUGCUGAUGCGCAUGUCACUCCCGGCACUACAGAGUACACUGUUCGAAUUGCGCGAGGUCACCCUUCUGUCCGAUGAAACCAUGCACGGCUGGCCCGACUUGGUCGAUCUACAAACCCAGGCCACUUGGAUGGCUUCCCAGGCCAGCAACAACUUCGACUCGGUGGUCUCUUCCAACGAUGAUUUGCAACGCUCGCGAUCCACCAAGUACGCCGUCGCCCCCGUCGAGAUUCCAGGAGGCGAUCAGCGAGAGAGCACCGUAUGGACCAUGAAUCAAACCGUCUACUGGACCGAACCGAUUUGUCAGGAUGUCGUCGUGAAUGAGAAGGUUUCGGUGAUUGUGGAUGGCUCGGAGGAAGACCCUACAGUUUCUUGGAACGUGACAGGAGUCCCGUUGAAGAAGGACGGCGAAACGAUACAUGACUGCAAGCUGGACUUCAAUUAUAGCAGCAUGCUCUUUUCCAUGACGGACAAGCUCCAAGUCCGCUACUGGGAACCGGUGUCAGCUAAUACGAGUCUGGCCGCCGUGGCAACCAAAAAGGCCUUCAAGGCUAGAGGCUGCGACCCUUUCGAUCUCUACGGCGUUCUUCUUAGCGUCAAUGCCUCGUCUGACGCUGUAUCCACUCCGACCCAAUACACAUCCUCCGCCAGCAUCUUCGCCUGUGACAUCAAAUACAACAAGGCUGAGGCUGAGGUCUCGAUGCAUGCCAACAGUUCCAUCACAAGCAUCUCGAUUCACAAUGGUACGACGAGGGAAUUGACGCCUCAGCAGUUCAACGUCCCAGACUUUCAGGAUCUAUUGUCGCAACGCGCCCCGUAUACGAGUGACCUGCUCUAUAUCCGAGUCAACGAGACCUCUGGCGAUACCACCGUAACCGAACUUCCCGUUAUCAGCCAGCAACUGGGUGAUAUGGAGCCCGUCCUCAUUCUGGAUACAUCGAGUGUUAUGUCCCCAGACGAGUUCGAGUCCAAAGUGGUGAGGGGAGUCAAGCAGACUUUCGUCCUCACCAUGGGCCGUCUCUUCGAUCCCGACGAGAAGCCUGCCAUAAUCCACGCCACCCGUCUAAGCAAUCAAGUCGCCAUCGCUACCGUCGGGUUCGCGGCGUUCUGGUCUGAGGUCGUUUUGGCAGCUGGUACUGUAAUCAGUCUCUUGUUGGUCUACAUCUACCACCGCCGACCGAACAUUAUGCAAAGCGAUCCUGGCCCGAUCAGCGCCAUGUGCAGCAUGGUGGCCGAUGUGUUUAGUCCUUCCAACAUCCUCACCGAUUCGCGAUUCGACUUGCAUCAGUUUUCUACGCGCCAGCUACGACGGAUACUUCGGAAUUCGCGCAUUCACUGGCAAGAUGGACCGACGGGCAAACGUCUAGAGAUUCGGCCUUCCGAGGAUGAUGCGUCACUGGUUGAAAACCUAGGCGAAAACCUCCAAGCUCGAGUCGACCCAAUGCCGCAUUUUCUGCUCAUUCCCGUCUUCAUCCUCGAAUUCCUUCUUCUGACAGCAGUGAUCGCCGGCAUGGCAUUGAUCAUUGGUUUACUCGCACGAAACGGUAAAUUCCGACACUUGACACAAUCCGAUUCCAGUUUUCUCCAAGUCGUUCUCUCCGUCUUGCCCUCCAUUGUUGCCUCUGCCGUUGGGUCCCUUUGCACCUCGAUUCACCGAAACCUCAGCAUCCUCGAACCGUGGGUCCAUCUUCAAAGGGGAAUGGCAGCAGCCCGAACCUCACUGUCGAUGAACUACGCCGGACAGAAUCCUUGGGCUGUCCUUUACAAAGCCUCCAGAGACCGCCAUCUGUUAUUGGGCCUGGUUUCCGUUGCCUGUGUCGUCAACACCGUACUCACGGUGGUGGCUGGUGGACUGUUCACCCAGAAAUUGGCCACCUCUUACUUACCCACUGACACACUGCUUACGAACUAUAGCGAGACUACCUUCCGGCGCACCGAUUUCGCAGCUGAUUUCACCGAGUACGACCUCAUCCAAUCCAGCAUCACCAGCGGCGUCCCAAUGGUGGCCUGGACCAGCACGAACCACUCGUUUGUCCCGAUCAAAAUCAAAGAUCCCGAUCCAAAUGCCGUGUACAGUGCGCACACUCUUGGGGUUGGAGCUGAUUUGGAUUGCCAAAAGUUGGAAAUUUCAGAGAACCUGGUGGACGAUUACCAGGAGGGCCGCGUGUAUUGGGAAUAUAACCCUUUCGAUGCCCCGGAAAGACGAUGCAAGGUUGACAUGACUUCAUUGAAGAACACCACCUCGGGGAUUUCGUUAUCGAUUCACUUUCUCUCGCCCGUGGCCGUUGACGAAACGGAUCUGUGUCAGACGUCGACCGUGGUGGUCCUCGGUCGAUGGAACUACAAGCCUGGUGCUCCUGUUACCGACCAGAAUACCGUUGCGUUGCACUGCGAACCGCGGAUGGAGAUAGAGGAAUACUCAAUCUUCUUCGACCAGAAAGGCCAGAUCGAAGAGUACCAUCCGAUCAAUUCGACUGCCAUCAACAGCGGUGAAAUGUACGACAACGCUACUGCCAGCGUGGGCCAGUUCAACAAAGUCUUUGCCGCCAUUCCUCAAAGCUACAUGGGCAACCAAUCGGCUGGAAAUGGUUCCUAUGUUGCAUCAUACGAUUGGGCCGGUUUUCUGGUGUCACGUCUCUACCAACAACGGGAAACCAACAUCACUGAACUCAACGCGGCGGAUCUCAUUGAGGUAUCGCGAACAGUGUACCAGUGGGUGUAUAGCACCUAUUUCUCGAUUUGGAGAGAAAUCUACCUUCAACCACUGCAGGACCCAUAUCCAGCCAAGAACUCCACCGCGAUCUAUAGCAUGUGGGCCAUGGAUCCAUCCGUCCCGUCGCUUGCCAUCGCGCUAGUGAUCAUCGCGUUUGACACACUGGUCGUCCUCGUCGUCUUUGGCACACGCCGCGGCCGGUUCAAAGGCCCACGCAUCCCCCGGUCAAUUGGCGCCGUCAUCCCGUGGCUGGCCCACAGCCGGAUGCUCAACGACUUCCCAGGCACAUACACCUGGACCAACACCGACCGCCGCGCACACCUAGAGCGCUUGAACAAACGCUACGCAUUCCGCGCAUUCCUCAGCCCAGACGGCCGAUGGCGCUUUGCCGUCGACGAGGAACAAGACGUUCCUCCACCGCCGCCACAACCAGCAGGUGAAUGGGACCCGUCGAAAGCGGGAGAUAUCCAGCUCCGCGAGCUGGGCCGGGAGCCGCCAGGCCGGGACCCACCGAGCCCCGAGACUCAGACUCCAAAUGAACAUGGACAUAUAUAA
Molecule: messenger RNA, 3753 nt
Organism: Aspergillus glaucus CBS 516.65
Lineage: Eukaryota; Fungi; Ascomycota; Eurotiomycetes; Eurotiales; Aspergillaceae
Product: DUF3433 domain-containing protein
Exons: 3
Coding region: 1-3753 (1250 amino acids)
Source: RefSeq, a predicted model, not a curated record